AUGAAUGUGUAUACUAAUGUUUAUGGUUAUAGUGUCACAUUUCAAUCGCAGACGACUCAAGUUCUUGUUGAAGACUUAUCUAGUGAGCAAACAUUUACAAAUAAUAAAUGUAAGUUAUGUGGUGUACAAGUAGAAGGACCCGAAAAUGACGUAUGCUAUUUAUGUUCAACGCAAAAAACUAUUCAAGAAGAACGACAAAAAGCAAAACAGGAACUUCAAAUUCAAGCAACGAGAAUGAAGCAUAUUUCCGAUUUAUCUCAUCCUGAAGCUGUAGUUGGAAUGACCGUGAGAGUUAAAAUACCUGAUGUUGACCGUGGUCGAGGAGAUGCUCGAUCAAUUCUAGCAAUAAUAUUAUCCAAAAAUUCUGACGAUUUUUUUCAAUUAGGGACACAUAGUGGAACAAUGAAAGGACUUUAUUCUAGAUCUCAAUUUAGUGUUUGCCCAGAAAAAAUAAUUUCUGAAGAAGAAGUUCCGGAAGAAAAAUUAAAAAACAAUGUCGCAUAA
Chrysoperla carnea is the source of this 504-nucleotide messenger RNA. RefSeq lists its product as uncharacterized. Bases 1 to 504 code for a protein of 167 amino acids. The record is from RefSeq and is a predicted model, not a curated record. NCBI's taxonomy places the organism in Eukaryota, Metazoa, Arthropoda, Insecta, Neuroptera, Chrysopidae. The transcript is spliced from 3 exons.